UAAAUAUUGAAAACAUGGCGAGUAAGAAGGCAGAUCUUAAUGAAGUAGCUUUCAUGAGUCUGAUCGACCAGAAGAUCAUGAACAACCUUAGCAAAACAUGCACUAGGAUGUGAAUUAGCGAUUAUGAGAAUGAGGAGAUUGCCUUAGGAGAAGCCAACUGACUUAAUAGAUGAACAUAUAAAUACUCCCAGUUGGUUAAGAUGAGCUAUAUAAUAGACCACGGGAGUUACCCUCUUGAGAACCCUACACCGCCACAGACUUGGAACGUAUAGUAAUUUUUCCCAAAAAUGGAUGGACG
Moneuplotes crassus is the source of this 298-nucleotide messenger RNA. The record is from the annotation of a GenBank genome assembly. Lineage: Eukaryota; Ciliophora; Spirotrichea; Euplotida; Euplotidae.